This is a messenger RNA of Scleropages formosus (Asian bonytongue), 2040 nucleotides long. It is a transcript of the gene wnt16, whose product is annotated as wingless-type MMTV integration site family, member 16. Gene Ontology annotation, molecular function: frizzled binding; cytokine activity. Gene Ontology annotation, biological process: neuron differentiation; multicellular organism development; canonical Wnt signaling pathway. NCBI's taxonomy places the organism in Eukaryota, Metazoa, Chordata, Actinopteri, Osteoglossiformes, Osteoglossidae. Gene Ontology annotation, cellular component: extracellular region. The record is from RefSeq and is a predicted model, not a curated record. Bases 302 to 1384 code for a protein of 360 amino acids. The transcript is spliced from 4 exons.
ACCUGGAGAGACGAAGAUAAAAGUGGACGUUUCCUAACGGCGCUGCGCCAAUGGACGUUAAUCUCAUUAAUCCUGUACGAUCGACCGUCGCGUCUCACCUACUCUUCGUCACGUUAAUGGAAAUCAAAGGGAAAUUCUUCAAGAUAACUCACUGCGAGUUGCGGACUCAGGCUUGCGCGACACAUUUUACUGGGUAAUAAAUAUAAUGUAACUGUGGACUGUUAGAAACCAAAAGUGGUAAUAACUCGAUGGACGUUCCACAUUAUUAUGCUGUCGCGCUGCGAUCAUAAAUGAGGCGGUCAUGGAGGACAGAGCUGCUUAUGGGAUACAUCGGAUCUACAGCGUGCUGCUCCUCUUCUCCUUUUCCUUGUGCCCCCUGCUUUGCCGAGGAAGCUGGAUGUGGCUGGGCGUGACGGCCCUGGGGGUCCCCGAGAAGAUGGGCUGCGCGAACCUGCCCCUGAGCAGCAGGCAGAAGGACAUGAUGUGUCGGCGCAAACCGCAUCUGCUGCCCAGCGUGAAGGACGGCGCGCGCCUCGGCAUCGCCGAGUGCCACGCGCAGUUCAGGCACGAGCGCUGGAACUGCUCCACCACGAAGCAGCCGUCAGUGUUCGGGUACGAACUGACCAGCGGGACUAAGGAGACGGCCUUCAUCUACGCGGUGAUGUCGGCGGGCCUGGUGCACGCGGUGACGCGCUCCUGCAGCGCGGGCAACAUGACCGAGUGCUCCUGCGACACCAGCCUGCAGGGCACCGGCUCGCCCAGCCAGGGCUGGCACUGGGGCGGCUGCUCGGACGACGUUCAGUUCGGAACCUCGUUCAGCCGCAAGUUCCUCGACUACGCCUCCGUCAACGGGUCAACGGCCAAGGGUGGCGAUGCCCUGAUCGCCAUGAACCAACACAACAGCGAGGCCGGGCGACAGGCCGUGGCGAAGACCGUGCUGACGGACUGCCGCUGCCACGGCGUCUCGGGAUCCUGUGCCGUGAAGACGUGCUGGCGGACGCUGGCCCCCUUCGACCGCGUGGGCAGGUUCCUGAAGGAGCGCUACGAGAACGGCGUGCACGUGCUGCACCGCUCCAGGCGGAAGGUGCGGCGCAAGGACAAGGACCGGCGGCGGCUCCCCGUCGGCAAGGAGGAGCUCAUCUUUCUCAACAAGUCGCCCAACUAUUGCCUGGAGGACCGGCGGGCGGGCGUGGUCGGAACCCGGGGCCGGCGCUGCAGUCGCACCUCUGCGGGGCCCGACGGCUGCAACCUGCUGUGCUGCGGGCGCGGCUACAACACGCACGUGGUGCGCAGCGUGGAGCGCUGCGAGUGCAAGUUCGUCUGGUGCUGCUACGUGCGCUGCCGCCGCUGCGAGAGCAUGAGCGACAUGCACACGUGCAAGUAGGGUCCGCGCCCGCCUCCCGCCGACCUGCACCGAGGCGCAGAAGUGUUUGUGCUCGUCCUCAGGAAGUAAGGAGGGGAGAAGCGGAAGGAAAAGAGCCACAAAGGCGGCCGUUUUCACUGAGCUCAGCGCGUCGCUCCGCCGCUCUCUGGGUGAUGUGGGAAACCCGGCCAUCUGCCUCAUGGUUGUAGGGUCCAGACCACCCCUUUCACAGGGGAAGGACCUUAACGUUUAAAAAAUAGUAAAAAAAAGAAAGUCUCAAAGCCAAAGCCCAAGCGGCUUUUUAGCAGUUGACAAGCUUACAGGUACAAAACGGGAGCAGUUUCAGUCCGUUUCCGGUUUUGGACUUGGAAAGCUUUCCGGAAAGAUCCAUUCGAGGUCACAAAGGGAUCAGAGGCAAAAUCAGAAACGGUCCAGUGAGUCUUUUAGGUUACACGUCACCGUGUACGGUUUACAGCGCUUUACAACCUGUAGCUGCCAGAAUAAAAUUACGUUUUGGAAAAAUCAGCCCGUAAUUUGUCAGGAAUUUCCAGUAUUUUUCGUUUCCUCGUUUGAGGUUAUUAAUUCCGCGCAGAAGCGCUUAACCUUUUGACAGACUUGGUUUCUCACUGGAAAAAGAGAGCAGUGCGGAUACGCUUCUCCUCCGCGCGUCCUUCGGG